Messenger RNA from Scutellospora calospora, 265 nucleotides. The record is from the annotation of a GenBank genome assembly. Lineage: Eukaryota; Fungi; Glomeromycota; Glomeromycetes; Diversisporales; Gigasporaceae.
AUGGCCUCAUCAAAUAAAAAUGAUUGCUUUAAAGAAGCUAUCGAAAAAGGAGAAAUUAAUUCGUUUAAGUAUAGUUCUUUUGGGGAGUUAAAAUUUAUUGGUGCAGGAGGAUUUGGCGAUGUAUAUAGUGCUUAUUUAGAAAAUAUGAAGGAAAUAGUAGCUUUGAAAAAAUUCCGUGGUAACGAAGAAUCUAUUAUAAGAGAAGUUAAAAAAAUCACUAAAGUCGAUCAUGAAAACAUAAUAAAACUUUAUGGAGUCACCAAAG